Molecule: messenger RNA, 1313 nt
Organism: Phoenix dactylifera (date palm)
Lineage: Eukaryota; Viridiplantae; Streptophyta; Magnoliopsida; Arecales; Arecaceae
Source: RefSeq, a predicted model, not a curated record
GGCAGGAGAACCCGGGUGGCGACAUGUCUGACCACAUCUCGGGCCGCGGCGGCAGGGUUGGCGGCGUCUUCGGACCCGGCGAGGAAGGCGGCGGCAGAGUCGGCGGCGUCGUCGGACCCGGCGAGGAAGGCAGCGGCCAUAUUGGAGGUAUCUACCGUUCCAACGCCAGAGGGGGGGGCAACGUCGGCAGCAUCUACCGUUCCAACGCCAGAGGGGGGGGCAACGUUGGCGCCACCUACGCACCUGGCGCCGCCGGAGGCGGCAAUACCGGCGCCACCUACGCACCUGGCGCCGCCGGAGGCGGCAAUACCGGCGCCACCUACGCACCUGGCGCCGCAGGAGGCGGCAAUAUCGGCGCCAUCUAUGGACCUGGCGCAGGCGGCGGCAGCAUCGGCGCUACGUAUGGGCUGGGACCGGCGGGCGGAGGCAGCAUCGGCGCUACCUAUGGACUAGGCCCGGCGGGCGGAGGUAGCAUCGGCGCUACCUAUGGACUGGGCCCGGCGGGCGGAGGCAACGUCGGAGCCAUCUAUGAACUGGGCCCGGACGCCACCCAUGGACCGGGUGUGGGCGGCGGCGGCGGCGGCGGCAAUGUUGGCGCCGUCUAUGGAUACGGUGAGGGCACAGGACGGGGCCGCAAUGUCGUCGCUAUCUACGGACCCGGCAUGGGACAGGGAGGCACCGAACCUGGAGCAGGAGGGGGCAGCGGAGUUGGCAGCAUCGACAUACCUAUAACGGAUGCGGACGGCACCGACGAACACGGAACAGAAGGGGGCGGCGGCGGCUGGGGCGGCGUAAGUAUAACGGUAGGGGGAGGCGCCGAUGAAGCAGGCGCCCAAGGCCAAGGGGACGGUAGCGGUGGCGGCAUCAACAUACCGAUAGCAAGAGGGGAACCCGGUAGGGAAGGGGGCAGCCGCGGUGGCGGCAUCAACAUACCGAUAACAAGAGGGGAACCCCGUGUUGAAGGGGGCAGCCGCGGUGGCGGCAUCGACGUACCUGUAAUGGGAGGAGGCGACAACGAGGCAGGAGGGGGCAGCGACGUCGGCGGCGGUGGCGGCAGCCUUCGCGGCAAUAUAGGAGCCAUCUACGAACCUGGUGCGAGGAGCAGCGGCGGCAACAUCAACGAAAUAUUCAUACCCCGCCCGGGUAGCCGCGGCAACGCUGGUAUGUGAUGUGACUGGAGACCAGAUCGUCAGCAAAGCGAAGAACUAUGAAUCAGUCACGGAACGGCCUAUUGUCUUGGUUCUCUGGGUUUGUGCGUGCCGGUGCCUUCACCUUACUUUGCUUGAACGAAUAAACAAGGGCUUCUCUUAAAA